This is a messenger RNA of Penicillium pulvis, 963 nucleotides long. RefSeq names its product shikimate dehydrogenase family protein. Bases 1 to 963 code for a protein of 320 amino acids. The record is from RefSeq and is a predicted model, not a curated record. The transcript has a single exon. Gene Ontology annotation, biological process: shikimate metabolic process; chorismate biosynthetic process. Gene Ontology annotation, molecular function: shikimate 3-dehydrogenase (NADP+) activity. Lineage: Eukaryota; Fungi; Ascomycota; Eurotiomycetes; Eurotiales; Aspergillaceae.
AUGGACAUUUUACGCAAAUCCUACGAGUACGGCAAGUCGCCUCUAACUCCAUCGUCGCUCUUGAGUUCGUCUAACGCGUUCUUGUUUGGCGGUAACAUCUCUCGUUCACUGUCACCGCUCCUCCAUGGAAUCCUUUUUCGAUCCGUGAAUGCGUCAUGGACAUAUCAUCUCGCACAAACGACCGAUAACAAUGAGUUUCUAGCGAAGCUCGCCGAUUUCAAAUGUAUUGGCGUGUCCAUAACUAUGCCCAACAAGGUCACAUUCGGACCCCUUCUGGACGAUUUGACUGAGGAAGCACGUGGCAUCGGAGCGGUUAACACCGCCUUUGUUCGUCUUGACUCUACUGGAAAACGCCGGUGGGUUGGUACCAACACUGAUUGUGUUGGGAUUCGAGAAGCUAUUCUUCAACAUGACCCUCAUGCCGUCUCGAAGGCAAAGGGACAACCGGCUAUGGUGAUUGGCGGAGGAGGAGCAGCACGCAGCGCCAUCUAUGCAUUGUGGAAGUGGUUCUCUCCUUCUGAGAUCUACAUUGCGAACCGAUUACAAUCAGAGGUCGAUGAUAUUGCCGACUUCUUCAGAAAAACAAUGCCUGGCAUCAUGCUUCGGUACAUUCCAGAUGUUGAUACCGCGCAGAACCUUCCUUCCCCGUCGAUUGUCAUCGGUACUACGCCUGAUUAUCCACCUUCUGAGCCAGGAGAGGUCCUAUGUUGGGAGAUAAGCGAGUGUAUUCUGAGAAAGUCCAAGGGGGGAUUGUUGGUGGACAUGUGCUAUAUGCCAUCGACUGAGACUCGACUUUUGUGUACGGCGAGGAAGGCUGGUUGGGCUGUGAUUCGGGGUACAGAGGUACUUGUACGAGUAUGUGUUGCUCAACAGGUUCUGUGGUUGGAAAGGGAAUCGAACGAACGGGGAGUGGAAGAGGCCAUGGCUGCUAUUGCCAUGCCAGAUAGAAAUGCUAAACUAUAG